GUGCCCUUGGGGCUCCGUGUCCUGCUGUCUUUCCGUGCGCUGCCUGGUCUGCGUCUGAGUAACAUGGCGGCGGGGGCGGCGGCGGCAGCCAGGCUGUGGUGGCGCGGGAUCGUGGGGGCCUCGGCGCUGACCAGAGGGGCUGGGCGACCCUCGGGUCUGUUGCUGCCGCUGAGGCGGGAGAGCGCCGGGGCCGACACGCGGCCCACUGUCAGACCACGGAAUGAUGUGGCCCACAAGCAGCUCUCAGCUUUUGGAGAGUAUGUUGCUGAAAUCUUGCCCAAGUAUGUCCAACAAGUUCAGGUGUCCUGCUUCAAUGAGUUAGAGGUCUGUAUCCAUCCUGAUGGCGUCAUCCCAGUGCUGACUUUCCUCAGGGAUCACACCAAUGCACAGUUCAAAUCCCUGGUUGACUUGACAGCAGUGGACGUCCCAACUCGGCAGAACCGUUUUGAGAUUGUCUACAACCUAUUGUCUCUGCGCUUCAACUCACGGAUCCGUGUGAAGACCUACACAGAUGAGCUGACGCCCAUUGAGUCUGCUGUCUCUGUGUUCAAGGCAGCCAACUGGUAUGAAAGGGAGAUCUGGGACAUGUUUGGAGUCUUCUUUGCUAACCACCCUGAUCUAAGAAGGAUCCUGACAGAUUAUGGCUUCGAGGGACAUCCUUUCCGGAAAGACUUUCCUCUAUCUGGCUAUGUUGAGUUACGUUAUGACGAUGAGGUGAAGCGGGUGGUGGCAGAGCCGGUGGAGUUGGCCCAAGAGUUCCGCAAAUUUGACCUGAACAGCCCCUGGGAGGCUUUCCCAGUCUAUCGCCAACCCCCGGAGAGUCUCAAGCUUGAAGCCGGAAACAAGAAGCCUGAAGCCAAGUAGCUCCAGGGAAGGCAUGUGGAUCCUAGACAGCGCCUUAUCUAUGAUUGAGUGUCCGUGUAAAUAAAUUCCUACUUAGACUUA
Molecule: messenger RNA, 945 nt
Organism: Symphalangus syndactylus (siamang)
Lineage: Eukaryota; Metazoa; Chordata; Mammalia; Primates; Hylobatidae
Gene: NDUFS3
Product: NADH:ubiquinone oxidoreductase core subunit S3
Cellular component (GO): respiratory chain complex I
Molecular function (GO): NADH dehydrogenase (ubiquinone) activity
Source: RefSeq, a predicted model, not a curated record